CCAUACUUGCCAAUAUCUAAAAACGAUGUGAUCACUCGAGAUGAAUGCCAGAAAUUUGAUCAUCUCGCAGAUAUUCCUUUCGACUACGUGGACACUGAUGUUGGGUUGAUGCUUGGAGCAAAUGUUCCAGAAGCCCUCAUACCUUUGGAAGUAAUUAGUGGCUUUUUAUCAGAGCCUUAUGCAUCCAAACAUAGGAUUGGAUUGGCAGUGAAUGGUCCAAUUGGAAAACAAACGGACACUCGAACCAAUGUCAAAGUUAAUUUCACCCAAGUUGAAUCUCAAGUCAUCAAGAACGAGCUACAAAUGAUGUAUUCAGCCGAUUUCAAAGAUUGCGGAGAGGAUGGUUGUGGACCGUCCCUGAACGACCAGAACUGGUUGAAAAGAGUUGACAAUUCUAUUCACAAAGAUUCAGAGGGCCAUUACUGUAUAGCUCUACCCUUCAAAGAAGAUGAGCCAAAACUCCCUGACAAUCGGACACAAGCUCUCAAUCGAUUGGGAGGAAUCAAAAGGAAGUUGGAAAGAGAUCUUAAAUUUCGUUCAGAUUACAUGGAGUUCAUGACCAUGAUGGUGGAUAAAGGAUUCGCCGAAAAGGUCCCUGAGGAUGAACUGGAUGUGAGCAGAUUUGAAAGGUGGUACAUUGUUCAUCAUGGUGUAUAUCAUAAGCAAAAACGCAAAUUGCGAGUGGUAUUCAAUUGCUCCUUAAAAUAUGGAGGAACAUCGCUGAAUGACAAACUGUUAUCCGGGCCUAAUUUGACGAACAAUCUUGUAGGAGUACUUCUUCGUUUCCGCCAAGGUGCCAUUGCGAUCAUGGGUGAUGUAGAAAAAAUGUUCUACCAGGUCCGAGUGUCCCAGAAAGAUCGAGAUUUCCUGAGAUAUUUCUGGUAUCCUGAAGGCGAUCCUGAUCAAGACCCGCUGGAAUAUCGUCUCAAAGUACAUGUUUUCGGUGCAAUUUCAUCCCCAAGUUGCGCCAAUUUCGCCCUGCGACAGGCUGCCAUAGAUUUUGGAACUGGAUCGAAGAAGGAAGCUGCAGAUGUGAUCAGGAGUGAUUUUUACGUGGAUGAUCUGCUCACAUCUGUGGAUGGAGAGGAACAGGCUCGCGAACUUAUUCGGGAUGUUCGCAUGAUUUGUGCCUCUGGAAAAUUCAAUUUAACUCAGAUGAUAUCUAACAACCGAGCCGUUUUAGAUUCGAUUCCCCUCAAUAAUCUCACUAUUGGAACACAAUCAUUGGAUUUCGAAUAGGAUGAUCUUCCAAUUGAACGAGCCCUGG
Tigriopus californicus is the source of this 1267-nucleotide messenger RNA. RefSeq lists its product as uncharacterized. The transcript has a single exon. NCBI's taxonomy places the organism in Eukaryota, Metazoa, Arthropoda, Copepoda, Harpacticoida, Harpacticidae. The record is from RefSeq and is a predicted model, not a curated record. The coding region runs from base 109 to 1239 and encodes 376 amino acids.